Xylaria bambusicola is the source of this 1474-nucleotide messenger RNA. RefSeq names its product Alpha/Beta hydrolase protein. The record is from RefSeq and is a predicted model, not a curated record. The transcript is spliced from 2 exons. Lineage: Eukaryota; Fungi; Ascomycota; Sordariomycetes; Xylariales; Xylariaceae. Bases 295 to 1227 code for a protein of 310 amino acids. Gene Ontology annotation, molecular function: peptidase activity. Gene Ontology annotation, biological process: proteolysis.
UUCGUGGGUGGCCGACCUGCCGCUUGAUCGACCAAUGACUACUACCAUGUAACGUUAGACUUUAUGGCGUAGGUGUGAAAUGGUCAAUGGCCAUCUGGUACCUAUUAAACUCGAGGACGGGGGCUUCGGAGAUUUCUGUUAGCUGCAUGGAACAAAACACCCUGCAUCUGGAGUGCGUCUCCCAGGAGCGGCAUAGCAGAGAAUCCCGACUUUCUCCAAAGACCCCCUCCACUUCCUGACAGAUCAGCUUCUUCCCACGUAUUUCUCCAAUUUUACCAGUUAUUCUAUAGCAAAAUGGUGGCAUACCCUACUACUGAAGGUGAAAUCGCCGUCGAUAUCUCGGAAGCUGGAAAACCAUGCAAGACGUGGUACAAGAUUGUCGGGGAUCUCAACGCGGCCAAGGAGUCGCCUGUCGUCGCACUACACGGCGGCCCGGGGUCGGGGCAUGAUUCCAUGCUCGCGCUGACAGAGCUGUAUGAGAAAUGGGGUCUUCCCAUCAUUUUCUACGAUCAAAUAGGCUGCGGUCGCUCGACCCACCUUCGUGAGAAGACGGGCGACGAGGAGUUUUGGACAUUUGACCUCUUCAUCCGUGAGCUCGACAACCUCGUAGAUCAUCUCAACUUACGUGCCAAAGGCUUCCACAUCAUCGGCCAGAGCUUCGGCGGGAUGUUGGCCGGUGCAUACGCCUCCAGGCAACCUGUCGGGCUCAAGAAGAUAGUCUUGUCCAGCGCGCCCGCUAGCAUGCCUCUUUACAAAGAAUCCUGCAAGAAGCGCCUAGCUGAACUUUCACCCAGCGUCCGUGAGAUCCUCGAAAAUACCGAGGCCGACCACGCUAGCCCGGGGUUCAAAAAUGCCGCGGAGGUCUUCAUGAAGACCUUUGUGAUCCGUCUAGACCCAGUUCCCGACCCCGUUCAACGCGCAUGGAAGAAUAUAAAAGAGAAUCCUGCUGCCUAUUCGACUAUGCAAGGUGACUCCGAGUUUGACACAGUCGGUACCAUGAAGACCUGGGAAGGUUGGAAAGACGCAGAUAAGAUUCAGGCGGAGACGCUACUGUUAAACGGGGGGUAUGAUGAAGUCAUGGACUUUGUUGUCGAACCAUGGUUCAGAAUGAUUAAGAAAGCCAAGUGGGUGACGCUGCAGAAAGCAAGUCACACGCUGAUGUGGGAGGACACGCCGCGAUACAUACAACUUUGCGGUGACUUCUUGUCUGAGAACCGGAGAGUCUAGAAGGCUGUCGGGACAUGUUGAGGUUAAUGGGGUGCGAGAUUGUGGACAAAUUCCAACAUCGUCUGCUGUGAAAAUCUGCUAUGGGGUUCAUUUUCAAGGUGAUAUUCGUGCUCAUGCAUUUGUAGGACUUUUAGUCAUAGAGAGUUCCUCGCACGAAAAAUUCCGGUUUUACGGUAAUACUAAUCUAUUACGGCAGCCGUGUUUGUCCAUGCCUCGAAUUACCCUUUGACCGCUGGAGAAGUUCCCA